AUGUAUAAACUAUUUAACGUCACUCCGGCUGAUGAAAUCUGCGAUAAUCCUAUACAAAUAGAAUUUCUCGACUUUGAAAAUAGUACUUAUUUUAUUUGUUCUACUCGAGAUUCUUUAAUAAUAGGAAAAAUUAAUGAGGGGAUUGAAAAGCGACAUCCUUUAGAAAAUCUUGAAGACCCAAGAUUCGCAUGUUUAGAACAGAAUGGCAACUUUUUGUUUUAUAUUGUCAGCAGAAAUAUAUGCAGAUCUUUCAGCUAUAACACCAAAACUAGAGAGAUCGAAAACGAUGAGGAAUACUAUGUUAAGGAAAAUAAAUAUGCUAGUGCUGUAGCUAUGUGGAAAACAGAAUCUGGUAAUUACGGAUCUGCGGUGGCUAAUUAUGCAGGCGAGAACAGCCUUAGUUUUAAAAGUGUAACAAACUUCUUCACUUGGAAAAGAAAUUACUUUGAUAGAGAUCCUUACAAUGUCACUUCUUACGACGUCAGCGAUCUGGAGGUCUUUCGUAUCCAUAGCAGUCUAUUUUUAGCUAUAGCCAAUUACAGAAUUGCCGAAAAUCGUUAUCGUGUUGAUUCCGAGAUCUACAAAUUCAACAUCCAUACUGAAAAAUGGGAAAGUCGACAGAAAAUAGAGACGACGGCGGCAAAAGACUUCGAAUUCUUCACAUUUGGAGAGGGUGAUCAUAGAGAAUUCUUUUUAGCUGUAGCUAGUGAAUUAGUUUAUGUUAAAGGUCAAAAAAAUUAUAAAACGGACUCCAUAAUCUAUAAAUUUGUGAAGAGGAAAUUCGUUCCUUUUCAGUGCAUCGAGACUGUACGCGCCAGACAUCUAUCUUCGUUUAAAGGCUUAAAAGGCGAAUUUCUUUUGGCUAUAGCUACAAUGGAAAGUAUAAGCCUGUAUCAAUAUAACGGAUGGAAGUUUGUUAAAACUCUAUCCUUUCAAUACUCCCAUGGGGAGUUGAAUAAUGGCAUUUCUCAUCUCUCUCUUCAUACCCUAAUAUAUCCAGACAAGUUACAACCUACUUUAAGUUUAGCUAAUAUUCGUGGUGGUGGGAAGACAUUCUCGUUGUGGUUUCGACACGAAAACCAUAUAAAAAGAUGGUACGAAGAGAAUUUAAAACGAUGUAACGAAAUGAAAGAAAUUGCUUAUAGUAAAAAAGUGGAAUACGUGUUAAAUAAAUUUAAGCACGUUUAUUUAGUCGAUCAGGAUGAACCGAUAAUUCUAAAUAAAAACGUGACGUUAGAAAGUGAAAUGGCAGCUACCACAGUCGUAACACAAACAAUAAUCGAAAGAUCAACUAAUAAAAUGAUAACGGGACUCAAAAAAGAUAUAAUAGAUAUAAAAGAGAGACUUCAAAGGAUAAGUCAUAAAUUGGCUGAUCUUCAAGAUAACUUGAAGAAAAUUUUGCUACUAAAUGAGAAACAAACCGUAACAGGUCAUUACAAAUUCAAACAGUUGUCCUUAGAAAGUCGCAAUGGUAACGUUGAUAAGAUCCAAACUACUUUCAUGAAUGGUGAAGAUGUGAGAAGAUUGUCUUCGGAUAUCAUCUUAACAAAUGACAAACAAGAAGUGGAUCGCCUAGAAGUGGAUAAGAUUAUAGUAGAAAGCGACUUGCACGCUGAUAAGAUCAACAAUCUUUCUCCCAAUCAACUUGUUACCAAAAACGGCGAACAUUUGAUAGCAUCUCCGAAAACUUUCACCUCUAUCGAAACUAAAGAUCUAAUUGUUGGAGGGAAGAUUAAUGGAUUAACUAUAGAUAAAGACUCAGUUUUACUAACUGAAAAGCAUCAAGUAAUUAACCAAUUCGUGACUUUCGAGAGUAUUACAGUAGAGGAAUUGUUAAUCCACGGUUUACUUAAUGGAAUAAAUUUAAACAACUUGUACUCAGAAAUAGUUCUAGAAGAAGAAAACUACGAUAUUUACGGUGUGAAAGAGAUAGAGGUGGUAGAAGUCGAAGACAUAUCCAUCGAAGAGUACUUCAAUAAUGAAAAUUUUGACGAACUAUGGAGUCAUAUUUUAUGGAAAGACACUGAUCAGGAUAUAUAUGCUCCUUACAAAUUUGAGAUUAUGCAAAUCAAUGAAACAGUUAAAGCCGAGAAAACGGUAAAUGGGAUCAUGAUUCCCGGACCAGAUGUAAUAUUCAUUGACGAAGAUAUAGUUAUAGAAAGCAAACAGAUCUUUCAAAGUUCUUGUUUUAUAAAGGAAUUGGAAGUUAAUUCUAUCAAUGGCAUUCAAAGAAGCGCAGAUGGGAAACAGUUGAAUAUAUUGUUGAAAUCUGAAGAACAAAGAGUAAAGGAAUUAAGGACUUUCAACAAGAUCAAGUUUGAGAGUAACAGAAACGUCGUCAUAGGAACAAUUAACGGAAUUGAUUUAGUGGCGUUUUAUGAGGAACUUUCGAAGUUUAGAGAAAUGCAAAUUAAUGUGAUAUUGAAGGAUGGUUCGAAACUUGCAUAUUCUACCUAUUUCAAACUUGAAAAAAUAGCCACAGAAGCAUUAAAACUCAAUACUACUCGGAUGCCUUCAAUUAAAUUCAUCUUCAAGCAGCUAACUUUUGUAAAUAACUUUACUUGCAAUACCAUUAACGGUUUGGACUGUUAUCGAGAUUUCGUCUUUAACGAAGGCCAUCAGCUUGUCCACGGCAAGAAAACGUUCGAAUUUAUAGAAUUUGGACAAAACGUAAUCGUCGGAGGUUUGUUAAACGAUGUCAACGUCUCUGAUUUCCAUUACGUUUUGAAGACUCACGGGAACCAAACCUUCUCUGUCUCGAAGAUAACCUUCAACAAUCUUAACGUAGAAAAUCAGUUGAUCGUCCAUAAUGCAAUCAACGGAAUUCCUGUAGAAGAAAUUGUACUCCUGUCAGAGGACUCUGAAAUCACCGGAAAUAAAAUAUUUGAAUUGAUAGAAGCCGAAACUUUACACAUAGAUAAUAUGAAUUCUUCUUCUAAAUUCUUAAAUGGUUUAGAUAUUGUUAACCUCCUGGAAACUUCCUUAACACGUUCAGGUCACCAGUUUAUCACAGGAACUAAAACAUUUUUAGAAAAAUUGGUAAUUAUCGAAGGAGGAAACUUAGAAACGGAUUUAUUUAAUGGUCUGGACAUCAGCGAAAUUUGGAAAGACACUCUUCUGAUCGACGAAUAUAAUCAAACCGUAACGGGAAAGAAGACUUUCAUUCAAAAAACAAUAUUCGAAAGCGUUAAGUUAGUAGGAUCUAUCGAUAGAACUACUCACUUCGAUAUUGGGAAUUGGUUGCUUCAAGGCGAUCAGACGAUCAACGGAUCUCUCAUCUUUCUAAAGGACUUGUAUAUAGUAAAAGAAAACAUAGAUAUGAAAGUGGAAGGAUUUUUUAAUGGCAUAAAUAUCCAAACAUUCGAACAGGAGAUUAUCAAUGUAGAAGAGACUACUUCUACGAGCUCUUACCUUCAUUUUCUGUACGUUGAAACAGAAGAUUGCUCAGUUAAUACCAUUAACGGAAUAGAAUUCAAAGAUUUGGUUGAUAGAAACGAAGAAAAAGUCAUAAUAUCGGCUAGGAAAAAUUUUGUCAAAUAUUUUUCGACAACGGAUCUCUACGUUUCUAGCUUUAUAAAUGGAGUCGACAUCGAAGAACUUUAUACCACUACCGUCAUGACAGAUGACGAUCGAAAUUUUGUUACUUUGAGAGUUGAGGGAAAAGUGUUCUUUAAAUCAGACAUUCGGGUGGAGGGAAAUAUAAAUUCUAGUUAUUUAGUACCUAAUGCCACAACUGAUCCCAAGAUGAUAUACAAGUAUACAAGCGUUUAUAUCGAAAAUCUUUUCUUAGAGGACAAUCUGUAUGUCAGAGGCUCGUUAUGUGGAAUGAAUAUCGAAGAACUUAGCAAGACUUACUUCAGUCGUACUAAGGAUCAAACUGUAACUGGAGUCUAUAUUUUUGAAGAUAAUGUCUCGAUUGAGAAUCUGACAAUCGAAAGUUUACUUGUUGAAGGAUUAAUCAACGAGGUAAACAUGACUUAUAUCAACGAAAAUGGACUGAGAACUUCAGGGAAUUGGACUUUAACUAAAUCUUUUACGAUAGAAGACUUAAUAAUUAAAGGAGAAGUAACGUUAUAUGGUUACCUCAACGAAUAUGAUAUGAUGGACUUUGCAAUAAAAUCCAGAAACAAUCAUUUCGAUAAUCUGAUCAUAUUCGAAAAUGACGUAGAAGUAACUAAUUCUUUUCUAAUUACGGGCACAAUUCAAGGUAUAAAUGUAACAGAAUGGUUAGAAUCUAUGUUGCAAUAUAGAACUAUAAACACCUCGAGAAGAAUAUUUACAGAGUUAUCGAUAGAUAAUAUCAGAAUUCACGGCCUUCUGAAUAACGUGAAUUUGUCAAGUGUGUUGUUAAUUUCGCCAAACCAGAAUAUUUCUUCGACUAAAAUCAUAAGUAACACUCGUGUAAAUGAGUUAGAAAUUUAUUCUAUAAACGGCAUUCCAUUUAAUUACUUCCUCCAACUGGCAUUGAAUAAUACAAAGAUGAUGAUAAUCGACGAGUCGGUAUUCGAAAGAGAGAUGGAAGUUUUCGAUCUCGUGGUACAUCGAACUAUAAACGAUAUAAAUGUAACAGAUUGGACAAUUACUGAUGUUAGUUAUCACAUAGAAACGGUAGAAGAGACUAUAAUCGACUUUUGCAGAAUCGUACACAGUCCAACACUGCUGUUAACUUACUACGAAAAAGUUAAGGAUUUCUAUCAUCAUCGCACGCAACUUUUACUGCACGCUACAGUCAAAGACGAUCAUUUGUUAGUGUUAUUAACUUCACUUCGUCAUUCUAAUCAUUCUACUAUCAUCACUUACUGGUUCAAACAGGGAUUAUUUCACAAAACUAACGAGAUUAUCCCGGUUUGUGAUGGUACAGAUAUGGAAACUUUCACGUACAAAGGAAAAACUUUCCUGGUGACAACCAAUACGAAUGCAUCUGAAUGUUUCCUCCCUUAUAAAGCUGCACAAAUAUUCAUUUGGAAGGAAUUGCAGAGUCUAUUCUUCCCUUUCCAACAAUUACCAAUAUAUUCAGCCGUUGACGUAGAAGUCUUCCACAUUGGACGGUCUGUGUGUCUAGCUUUUUCGGAGUCUCUACCACGUGGUAGUCACAUUUCUUCUGAUUCGAGAGUAGAGAUCUACUGCAUGAAUGAUCUCUCCCACAAAUUCGGAUUUGUACAAAGUCUUAAUGCAUCAAUAUCUCAUCAGGUCGACGUCAUUUCUUUCGAAAAUUUAACAUAUUUGGCGGUUGCUAAAUGGCACAAUAUCGAUUACGACUGUCGAGACGAUGGCGUGGAUCUAUAUCUGUGGCACGGAGAACGGAAGUUUCUUCUUUCUCAAACCCUACCCUCAGUUUAUGCAAAGUGCGUCUUGUUCUUGCCUAUCUUAUCCGUUAAAGAGAGGCAUCGCCUGUUUCUGGUGGUGGGCGAGAACGGAAGCCCCUACACAGACCGUAUCGAGCCUUUAACAAUAUACAGAUACGAUCGCCAGCUGCAAACGUUCUCCAGUUAUCAAAAAAUCGCUCUUAGGACACCUGUGGUGGCUCUUGCUGCUCUUACUCUUCCUUCUCACGAUUCGUUACUCUUCAUCUUAGUCGAUAGCCGAACUAAAAACUUGCUGGUGUAUAGAUACGCCGAAGCUUCCGCAUUCGUUUUACAAGAUUCAUUACAUGUUGAAGGUGCCAAGAGUUUGAGUGUGUUCCAAGAUGGUCUCACUCAUUACCUUCUGCUAGCAAGACGUCCUAUCUAUAAUUCCAAGGAUAAGACUGGAAUUGUUCUAAAAUCGACACUGAAAGGAAAAUUACCUCCUUAAAAUACUCUUUAAUAAACAUGUUUAUUACUUAA
Messenger RNA from Centruroides sculpturatus (bark scorpion), 5825 nucleotides. RefSeq lists its product as uncharacterized. NCBI's taxonomy places the organism in Eukaryota, Metazoa, Arthropoda, Arachnida, Scorpiones, Buthidae. Bases 1 to 5793 code for a protein of 1930 amino acids. The record is from RefSeq and is a predicted model, not a curated record. Gene Ontology annotation, biological process: signal transduction. The transcript is spliced from 25 exons.